This is a messenger RNA of Phyllopteryx taeniolatus (common seadragon), 1908 nucleotides long. It is a transcript of the gene fgf20b, whose product is annotated as fibroblast growth factor 20b. Gene Ontology annotation, molecular function: fibroblast growth factor receptor binding; growth factor activity. Gene Ontology annotation, cellular component: cytoplasm. Lineage: Eukaryota; Metazoa; Chordata; Actinopteri; Syngnathiformes; Syngnathidae. Gene Ontology annotation, biological process: animal organ morphogenesis; positive regulation of protein phosphorylation; regulation of cell migration. The transcript is spliced from 3 exons. Bases 318 to 959 code for a protein of 213 amino acids. The record is from RefSeq and is a predicted model, not a curated record.
CCUUGCCUGCCUGCCACUUUGAGCGCAAACAUCCCAGGAGCUUACCUGUUCGCACUGCAGCUUGUAGGCAUCCUUUAAUCGCCCUCCACGGACCCUCCGAGGCAUCAACAACCGCAACGGGCAGCAGGUAUGCAGCGUGAGGAGGUGUAGAAGAGAGAGAGGGGAGGGAGAGAGAGGGAGAGAGAGACAGGAAGAAGCGUGUAUUUUUUUGCAGAGCGUGGACAGCCAGUGGAGAAAAGCCCUUGCACAGCGUGGGUCUGCAACUGAGAAUAUGGAAUAAAGUGAUUGCGGCGGUCUGGUCCUCUGUGAACUUCGCGAUGGCCGCUUCUGCUGCUUCUCUGGGGGAAGUUGGUGGCGUCCUGCACGGCAUCGACGGUAUCGCGCACGUCGGAUCCCAUUUCCUCCUGACCCCAAUCGCGGACAGUCCGCCGACGCUGCUGGGGGAGCAACUCUUACCCGGGGACAGAUUGUCGCGCAGCUCGGCCGCGGAUUUAACGCACCUCAAAGGGAUCUUGAGGAGGAGACAGUUGUACUGCAGGACUGGUUUCCAUCUCGAGAUACUUCCGGAUGGCACCGUGCAAGGGACCAGAAAGGACCACAGUCGUUUCGGUAUUUUGGAAUUCAUAAGCCUUGCCGUUGGCCUAAUAAGCAUCCGAGGAGUGGACAGUGGACUCUAUCUGGGGAUGAAUGACAAAGGAGAGCUAUAUGGCUCUGAGAAGCUGACAGCUGAAUGCGUCUUCAGGGAACAGUUUGAAGAGAACUGGUACAACACAUAUUCGUCCAACCUCUACAAACACGGAGACAAAGGGACGCGUUACUUUGUGGCUUUAAAUAAAGACGGGACACCAAGGGAUGGGACUAAAUCCAGGCGGCAUCAAAAAUUCACACACUUCUUGCCCAGGCCUGUUGACCCUGAUCGCGUGCCAGAACUAUACAGAGACAUCCUGGGCCACAGCUGAGACCUGCCAAGAUCUGCUCCAGAGCGGGAAUAGCUGCUGCCGCCCUCACACGCAGGCAGUGGGCAAUAUGGGAUGGACGCAGUCAGUGCAGGCAGGAGCACAGCGAGCUAACCGGCAGGUAUAAAGGCACCGGGGCCCCUUCUAGGAAUGCACGGGCAUCUCUCAGCAGCCACAGACAGGCGAGACUGACUCUGUCAGUCUGCACGCUCAGCAUGAGAGGGUCAUUUUGUCAGUGUGGACGGAAGAAUCUCAAAGUACCUGCGAGGAAUAGGAGACCAAGCGGAAGUGGCAUAUUCUAUGUCUCUGGUGGGAGACAUCCGAUGAGUUUGUGGGAACGUGUUUAUUGGGAUGCUUUGGUCUGUUCCGGAGGACUUUGAAGGAAAACAGUGACUUUCUUUUAAGAAGAGCUAAAGUGUACCUAUUUAUUUAUUCCUUUUAGAUUCAUAUAUUUAUGUUAUAUAUUUAUUUAUUUGAGAAUAUAUUUUUACAUUUAUAUACAUGCAAUAUAGAGAAACUACUAGAAACUGUAUGAAUUAUGUAAAGACUGAAACACUGUACUAUAAUUGUCUUUUAUCCAAAGCUCCACAAUACUGUAGUACCACCAAAGAUAUGAACAAUAUUAGUGACGUUUGUAAUGGACCCUCCAAUAUUUUCAAUGCAUUUCACCACAAGUGUCAGUCACAAUUUAAUUAACCCAUAUGGCACAGUUACAGACAAACCAUGUGUGUCAUCAACAAAAUCGCUUAUAAAUUAUUCAUGUCCAACAAUAAAUAAGAAUGUGAUCAUCAUGUGUUUCACUGUGAGAAUCAGAGCAACCUUAUGUACGAGGUUAAUUUAGAAAGCCAUUUUUUUUUUUUUUUUUUUAAAGAAGCACGACUGGUUGCCUUUAUCAUCCACACUUUCAACACAUAAACCUGCUUACAAGACCAAUGUUGUGUUUCUUCAUGGG